Molecule: messenger RNA, 3147 nt
Organism: Eutrema salsugineum
Lineage: Eukaryota; Viridiplantae; Streptophyta; Magnoliopsida; Brassicales; Brassicaceae
Exons: 6
Coding region: 1-3147 (1048 amino acids)
Source: RefSeq, a predicted model, not a curated record
AUGGGCAGAUCAUCGGAGCCAAAAACUGGGUCAGAAACAGAGAUUUUUUCUUCUCCAUCUCGCUAUGCAAUUCUAAGUCUAGCGAAUGAGGGAGCCCAAGAGUCAGAAAAGCAGACUGAGGAGAAUGCUGUGAUUGACGAGAUAGAGGAGAUAGAGGAGGGAGAAUGUCAGAAAGAACCAUUCACUGAAUCUGAUCCAGUGGCAUCUCAAAACAUUGGAACAAGGAUGAGGACCUCUCUCCCUCGAGCCUCUAAAACCUCUCACAGACAGUGGAUAGAUUCAGCUUCGAUGCAAUUUGGUUGUCUGCUGCUUGAGACGAGAGUCAAGGAAAAUGGAGAAGAACAUUCAAAUUACUCAGUUUCCCCGACGAUUCCAGUGGAAAUGAAGGAUUUUCAAGACACAGUGAGAGACUGCUCUGUUUUUGAUUUGGGUUACCAUGACCCUCUCUUUACGUGGGCAAAUAAGAGAAGCAAAGGACUUGUAUGCAAGAAGCUUGAUAGAGAUUUGUUCUUAACGGUGGUUGGUGGAUUCUGGGAAACUACUACUCCAUUAUAUGUCUCCACAUCGGCAAUGCAUCGGUUUUCUAAGAAGUUAAAAGCUCUAAAACCCCUUCUGCGAGCUCUAGGUAAGGAAAAAUUGGGAGAUUUACCGAAACGGACUCGCGAGGCAUAUGAUGAUCUGUGUAUCAAGCAGACUCAAACUCUGCAAAAUCCAGAUCCAGAAACUAUGGAAGAGGAGAAUCAGGCGUAUGAAAAGUGGGAUUUUCUAGCUGGGUUAGAGGAAAGUUUUCGGAAACAGCAAUCUAAGUUGCACUGGUUGAAUGUGGGAGAUGGAAACACUAAAGCUUUUCCCCGAGCUGCCCAAGUUCGGAAAAUGCAGAAUACCAUUCGUGAAAUCAGAAAGCCAGAUGGAGAAACAGUCACAGACGGAGAUGAGAUCAAACAGGAAGCAGAAAGGUUUUUUAAGGACUUUCUCUCACAUGAGCCCGAUGAUUUUCAUGGAAUGGAGACAGAGGAGAUUGGGAAUUUGCUGGAUUUCCGGUGUGAUGAAGAGGAUACCAGUUUGCUUGAAAGGGAAGUAACAGCUGAGGAGAUUAAAAAGACGUUGUUUUCAAUGCCGACUGAAAAAUCCCCUGGUCCCGACGGUUUCACCAGUGAGUUUUUCAAAGCGGCCUGGUCAAUUGUAGGAGAUGGUUUUAUUGCUGCGAUCAGUUCCUUCUUCGUAAAAGGUUUCCUCCCUAAAGGGCUCAAUGCAACGAUAUUAGCUCUUAUCCCCAAGAAAGAGGCGGCUCUUGAGAUGCGAGACUAUAGGCCGAUUUCGUAUUGUAAUGUACUUUACAAGGUUAUUUCAAAGAUUGUGGCAAAUUGCCUGAAGAUCGUUUUGCCGAAAUUCAUCUCGCAAAACCAGUCUGCAUAUGUAAAAAAUCGGCUUCUUAUGGAAAAUGUCUUAUUAGCAGCAGAGCUAGUAAAACAUUACCAUAAGACUUCUCUAUCAUCCAGAUAUGCAAUGAAGAUUGAUAUCUCUAAAGCAUUUGACUCAGUUCAAUGGCCUUUUCUUAUCAAUGUUUUAACCGCCCUGGACUUUCCAGAAAAGUUUAUUCAUUGGAUCCGACUAUGUGUAACCACUGCGUCCUUUUCGGUUCAGGUCAAUGGGGAAUUGGCUGGGUUUUUUCAGAGUAAACGAGGCCUCCGGCAAGGCUGCUCGCUUUCACCAUAUCUUUUCGUCAUCUGCAUGGACGUACUCUCAAAAAUGAUAGAUAAAGCUGCGAUUGAUAAACAAAUUGGAUAUCAUCCAGGAUGCAAAAAUCUAGGGCUGACUCACCUUUGUUUUGCAGAUGAUCUGAUGAUAUUUGUGGAUGGAAAAAAGCGAUCUAUCGAGAAUACUAUCAGACUUUUUGAUGAUUUUGAAAAACGAUCUGGGCUUCAAAUCAGCCUGGAAAAGUCUACCUUGUACCUUGCCGGUGUGUCUGAUCAGAGCAGGGACUCUAUUCUCGAAACUUUCCCGUUUGGUAUGGGCCAACUCCCAAUCCGGUACUUGGGGUUACCUCUCCUAACGAAGAAGAUGGCAAAGAUCGAUUACGAGCCAUUGUCGAAGAAAAUUAGAGGAAAGAUUAGCUCAUGGAUAGCUCGCUCUCUCUCAUUCGCGGGGCGUCUACAGUUGAUACGAUCUGUUCUUAUGAGUAUAUCUAACUUUGGAUGGCAGCAUAUCGUCUGCCUGGAGAAUAAGAUUCUUCUCUGUGGGUUCAGUGGAUUCAAAGAACUCGCUAUCGGCAUGGAUCUUUCUGGUUGGCUUCUCAAAUACAGAGAAAUCGCAAAGUCAUUCCACAGAGUCGAGGUGCAUCGCGGAGAUUCCACCUCCUUCUGGUGCGAUGAUUCGUGUGCUCCCGGGCGUCUGAUUGAGUUAACUGGACCACAAGGAUAUAUUGAUCUUGGUAUUCCAGCCCAAGCGACAGUUCGACAAGCCCUGGUCCGUAGGAGGAGACGCCAUCGACUUGCCAUCCUCAACCAGACAGAAGCUGAACUAGAUGCUCUGAGAUCGCGAAGGCGAGAUGAUACAGCUGAUGUAGCACUCUGGCUCAACUCGGGUAAUGUCUAUAAAACAAGUUUUGUGACAAAAUGGACUUGGCAACUUAUCCGAGAGGUUAAUCCUAUUCAAGAAUGGCAUAGAGGUGUAUGGUUCCCAAACGCUACACCUAAGUACUCUUUUUUCACCUGGCUUGCCCUGUUAAACCGGCUAUCUAUGGGGCAUAGGAUGCAGAAGUGGAAUGUCAGAGCAAGAAGCGAAUGUUUCCUCUGCGACAAUCAGACUGAAACUCGGGAUCACCUCUUUUUUUCCUGUAGUUACUCAUCGGCUAUUUGGAGGACUCUCACUUCUAAGCUUCUCGGUGCAAACUAUACCAGCUCUUGGAAUAAUGUUGUUUCUCUUCUCAAAGACGCAGGACAGGGACGAGUGCAAACUUUUCUCAUAUGGUACGUGUGCCAAUCUACUAUUCACCAUCUCUGGAGAGAACGAAACAGACGCAAACAUGGUGAACCUGAUCUUCCUCAAGAGAAGAUAGUCAGAAUCAUUGAUAAAAAUGUCCGGAAUCAAAUCAGCUCUAUACGGCUAAAAGGAGAUCAAAGAUACAACGAGGGGCUUACCAUUUAG